Cryphonectria parasitica EP155 is the source of this 1721-nucleotide messenger RNA. RefSeq lists its product as uncharacterized. NCBI's taxonomy places the organism in Eukaryota, Fungi, Ascomycota, Sordariomycetes, Diaporthales, Cryphonectriaceae. The transcript is spliced from 5 exons. The record is from RefSeq and is a predicted model, not a curated record. Gene Ontology annotation, molecular function: protein binding. Bases 1 to 1476 code for a protein of 491 amino acids.
AUGGAGCCACUUCACAUCACCGAGUUCGCCUCGAGGCGAUAUUAUGAGAAGCUUGACCAACUACCCAAAGAACCACAACAGAAUGAUGUUGAGGCUCAGGUGGAGGGCUCUUCGGCCAAAACAACCAUCGAGUUCGCGGCUAGAGAAGGAGAAGGAGAAGGAGAGGCGAGACGGCCUUCGAUUGCAUCGGUGGCAUCGGCAAGCUCCAUUGUCGAGAGCACAGCCCCCAAACGCAGCAGUCUACCGUUCGACCAGUUAUUCUUGAACCUACCCAAUGAGCUCAAGAUUCAGGUCAUCGCCUCGUUGCCGUUGUCAGAUGUGCUCAACCUUCGGCUAGCAUCGAGAGCAUGGCACGGUAUGGUCACCUUAAACGAAGUGCCUAUAGUGCGCUACCAGCUAGACCAUCAAGUCCCUGCAUACGCCAAGCGCCUCUACCCGGUACCAGAUGCCUCCGGGUACAACUUACACUACCUCUGCAGCCUGUGGCACCGACUACAUGUCGCCGCCAAGCUCGCGAGGCGCAUGUGCGACUGGUGCACAAAGGAGAUCUUUUUGAAGACCACCAGGGAGCAGGUGGCAUCAUUCGCCGGCCAGCGGGAGCGCAUGUAUCGACGACUUAUACCCUUACUCUUCACCAUAUUUCACUUUUUCGAAAACUACCGGCGACUGCACGUGCAAUACAUCCAGGAGCACGGCUAUGGCCUCUCGCGCACACCAUACACGACUCACCCCAUCGAAACACAGAUCAUGAACAUGUACGAUGAUCGAACAUUAUUACAGGUCCACCAGAUCUUCCCCAUGGUCGUAUCAUCCUUCAGCCGGCGCUUACGGCCUCCGUCGUAUGUCGGUCGGCUGGAGAAGACCAUCCGGGGUUAUCUGCGGGACGAACCUGCGGACGAGGUCAAAACAGCGGUGCUUUGUCUCGGUGGCUUGAGGCAAGUCCUGAGAUGUUGGGAGGUGCACGGCUAUAACACGAGGAUCACUUCCGUGGAGACAUGGUAUAAUAGUAUCCACAGCGCCAAAGAACCACCCAGACCAGCCGAGACGAGCAGCAAGGACAAUGCGAACUGGCAGAUCCGAGACGCCGCGAAGGCCGACGAUACGGCGAGACCAAACCGAGGCUCCCUCGAGCAAGUCAAUUCGAGAAACUCAAUCACCGGGCCGUCAAAUAUGAUUUUUAACACGAGCCUGGCGGCGGGUAUGCCCAUGGACCAACUCGACCAAGACCAGUUCCAGCGUCUCCUAUCCGAUCUGCCACCCCUCCAAAAGCUGUGGCUAUUUAACGCCGAGGUCAUGAUUCUCGACCGCAGGAUCGUCGAGCGCUCAGUGGACAUUAAGCGCAACGCGCAGGUGCUGAUAGACCUGAUCAAGGAACACGGAGUGGUUGAGGAGGAUAUCUGGUGGUAUGGAAUGGUCGAUACCGAAUCGAUACGGCCGCCGCCCUUGGAGGCUAUCGAGGAGGAUCCUAUUGAAUAAGAGUGUGGAUUUUCCAAUUUGGAAAGCGGGAAGCGAUAUCAUUUUUCUUCUUUGUCAUCAUCAACAACAUCGACAUCAUUGCGUCUCCUUUGUCAUGUCCCACAUGAGGAAAGCAAGCAUUCACAGGCGUUUCUCUUUUUAACACAAUCGAGUGGACUUGGGGGUUUUCAAGGGAUCAGUUCUUACAUGGCCUGGAGCGUGCGAAAUAUCCUAAUUUCUUGACAUAUGAAACACUUAUUCAUAAC